UUGAGCGCUGUUAUUAUCGGGUAUGGUGUUACAGUCGUGGUCGUGGUGUGAACGCGCGUGGUUCUCUUCGUGGAGGUUUUGAAAACUGUCAAAGUAGACAGACGAAAGGAUGCAAGUGUUUUCUUAUUGUAGAGUGUCGUUUUAUUCUUUUUUGUUCAAUGAUUCUUUACAAGUUGUGCAUUAGUGAGUCGUUGUAUUUGGUCGCCGACGUCAAAAGCGAAAGUGGAUUGGAGAGUCGCUGAUAUGACUUGUCUUUUCGAAGAAGACCACAAUAUAGUGCUGGAUCUGAUAAAUUAUAAUAAAUAAUCAACGAAAAGCCUACAAUCAGCUAUCGGGAAUAAAAACUCCAUAUGCACUCAGAAUAAAAGAUGAUUGAUAUAGAGGAAGAAACGUGCCGGUGGUCGACGCGCGAGUGUUUCCGUGCGAGCUUCAUGGUUCGAUUGACCCAGUGAAUAAUCACGAGAAACGGAAGAAAAGAAGAACCGAAAAGAGGGAAACGUUUCUCAAGUGGUUGUGCGUUUUGUUUCGUGGCAAAAUGUGCUGUGGCCAGCUGCAAUGCGCGGACGAAACGUUCGACACGAGUCUUGGUUGAUCGUUCUUCGUGAAGAUUUCCCCAGUGCGCGGACAGGGAGUAUCAGUAUGUCCUAAUGCUAAUGUCGAGGAUUCGUCGAAUUUCGACGUCGGUUUGCUAGUGCUACCCCGUAUCGUCGUGCUCAUUGAAUCGCUUUGUUUGAAUGGGGUGGCGGUGAACGACCGUUUCUAGGUCGGUUGAGAUCCACACGGGAGCUUAAUUGACGCGCAUCGAAGGAUUCUAGGAGCGGGUCGUAGGCGAAAUUGGAAUAUCGAGCGCGGACCUUUUCGCGCGGUACGCGGGUUCGGGACAAAGCUUUUCUCACGGAGGCUUUCCGCGUCACUUGGGAAACGACGAUUUUCUCACUUCUGCGAUCUUCGUCAGUCAGUGUCGAUCGUACCGCGUCAAAUCCGUAAACGUCUCGCGCGACCAAAAUUAGGUCACUGGAAGACAUAUUACGACCAUUAGCAUCCAGCAGAAUCUUCAACGCAAUUGAUAAAAAAUUUAACAGAGAGUUAAUAGGACGAAGUUAACUAAUAGAAACUUGCUGAUAUAGGAACGAGCGUUUUGCGAAAACUUGGGAAUAUAAAGUCGACAUGUUUUGUUUCCAAACGCCGUUCACACGCGCGUCACGCGUGCUCGUGUCCUCCUUAUCUUCCAACAAAACGAAGACCUCGUCGAUGAGCAUGAUUCUUCCAGCGAACAAGACUUCGGGCUCCAAGUGUGACAGGCAAGACUCGGAAGCGACGAGUGAAGGUUCCGGCUCUUCUAUCGGCUACAUUGACCAGGAACCAUCGGUCUCUGAUACGAGCAGUACCGACAGCACGCUCCCAGAUAUCAAAGCGGAUUACCUCGAUCCUGAGACUUUGUCACCUGGACCUGAUUCUCUAAUUGUACCAGCUUCCAUUGUCAUCGUGGAGAAUGGAAUAGACGAGUCAAAUAAUAUACUUACGGAGGAUAACGAACAGAGUCACCACGCGACCCCUUCCUCUUCUCCUGAGAAGCAGUCGUACAGUAACAGACGGUCCAAGAAGUUGCUGCUUCGUCUACGUUCCGAUUCUUCGACCAACAAAGAGGACAGCUUGGACACGGUUGACGAUUCGAUCGAGGUUGUGUCGGUGGCUUCGAAUAAAGAAGAAGAACAUAGAGACGAGGAGAAACAAUAUAAGUCUGGAGAAACUUUGCUGACGAAUUCUUCGUCGUCGGUGCUGAUCGACUCUGUAGAUACUGAAGAAGAUAUUCUAAGAAACUCCAGAGUAACUGCAGCUUCUGAGAACGAUAUAUCCUCGUUGCAGAAUGUGUUCAGCGAAUCAGAGAAGGAGAACGUGUCCAAUCAGGAAACGGAAACCGAGACAGAAGAAGGAUCCUCGUUACCUUUGAGUCCCGCUGGCCCGUCAACUGGAGGCUUAUCUUCUUCGACAGUACCUUAUUACAAUUUUCUCUGUGUUAAUGGUGGAUCUAUGCGCCAGGAAAUGACCAGCACCAGCUCUCCUCAGUUGUCUUCGGAUAGCAAUCACAGAUCCAGCGCUGAAUCUACUGCAGUUGAUGCCUGCAGUUCGUUUAACGUUGAGAAGAGCUCGAGGAUAGAUACGUUGAAGUCAGAAGGCUUGGAAAGCACGUUUUGCCUACCUGCAGCAAGAUCUUGCCCUAAUUUGGAGAGACAGAGCGCUGGAUGCUCGCCAACUAGCGGAUCCUCUUCUUCUAGUCCUAGUCCAGGGCCUAUCGGGCCUAGAUUUAAACCUAUAGAGGAAGGAGACAUUCAAGUGUGUUUUUUGAAUUAUACCAACCUCGUGAAGAAGAUCUUGUCAAGUAAAUAUCUGAGGAGGUGGGAGACGCAUCAUCUUUAUUUGAACGACACCUGUAUCUCGUCGAAAACGAGAACGGGAUUUUUUCGACAACCAAUACCUUAUAAUAACAUGUCGGAUAUACGGAAGUAUGCUGUUACUAGAUGGGAUCCUACUUACAAGAACUGCCUUAGCAUAGUUCUGCCAAACAGUUCUCUUCUUCUCCAAGCGAAUAAUGCUUAUACUAGGGACCAAUGGUAUCAUUCGAUACUAUGGAAGAGGAGUAUCUUUAAAUAUCAGCAUCUAGUAUCUCUAAAUACCCGGGAGGAAGUAAUCAUCAAAGAAUUAAAGUCAAUGGUUGAUUUCGCGUUAUGGACGUCGCUCCAGGACGAAAGAGUAUCUGUAGCGCCGUUAGAAGCUGUUGCAAAGCAUCUCGAAGAUUCGGCUGUUGAAGAUUCAUCAGAGAAAUAUUCGGAAAAAUCGACAGAAGAAAUGUCUCGAUAUCGAAACGAUCGGAAACAUUGGGCUGAAUCUGUUCUCUCCGUGGUAUCUCCUCUUUUAGACAAAGUUGCGCUUCCAGUCUGUUUAACAAGGGUUCUUGUGAAGCUGGCUCAACAGCAUCCACAGUCGUCCUUGGUUACAGCCAUAAGUCCAGCGAUCACGAGAUGCCUCAAGCAUACGGUGGAUUUUGGCAAAUCCCUGGACAUGAGGAAACUAUUGCAAGUGUUUAUAGCUUCUUUGUAUGUAACGGAUGGGGAGCAAGCGAUCAGAGAUUAUAUCGCUUCGGUUCACGGGCCUGGAAGCGACUGUCCUCACCCGAGGAUGCUUCCUAAUUUGGUGUCCGUUUGCGUCGCUGCGGUUUUCCAUAGAUUCGAAGUGGCUAAUCGUUCUUUGCCGGAGAACGAAAAAUCACCGACCUUGCCUCCAUUGGAAUGUUACCUUCUGGUGCUAAAUAUCGCAUCAGAAUAUGCGGAUUGGAGGCCAGAACUUGGUGCUUUAUUGCAACCUGUACCAUUCCCAGAAGAAGCUUUCGCUAUGAAAGAGGUCCAACAAUCGAUAUUAAUGUGCGUAAUUAGCCGUUUAGCGAAAGACACAAGAUGCGUUGUGCAUCGUGUUCUACUUCCGAUUAGAGAACCCAGACCUGGAUGGAUUCAUAUUGCCGCACCAUCCAGUCCGGAUUGCCCUGAUCAAGGAGAAUUGUUUGGCGAAAUGUUAACUACCUUACUGGCGUGCUGCUGUCGAAGAAAGAAGUUCAUCAGCUGGCUGAUGAAACAAGUACGCGACGAUUGUAUACUAUUAGCAGUAAGAGGCUGCGAGGCUGCCCAAGAAGGUCUUUGUUUAAUGCUAGAGUGGCAUUUAUUGUCAAGCAAAGAAGCUAAAUUGCAAAUAGUUAGUGCGUUAGAGUCAACCACAUCAGGCAAGGAACGAUACGCAGCUCUUUGCCAGAGACAAAGGAAUUUGCAGCAACUUCUUCGGAAAGGAGGUCCUAGACGAUUGACCUUACCAGCCCGAGCGACAGACGCGGACGUUGCCCUUAUUCUGAGCGGAAGGGCUCUUGGCAGCUUGGAAUACCUCAGUUUGGCCUUUACCUCGGUGACCUCGGCCUGCGCCGAGCAGCUAAUCAAAUUACCAGCUUUGAGGCAUCUGAACUUGUGGGCCACGCAGUUCGGUGACGCUGGCCUACAAAUGAUUAGCGAACACUUGCAGAAACUGCAGGUCCUGAAUCUUUGUGAAACCCCUGUUUCUGAUAAAGGAAUCUCUAGCUUGGCCUCACUAACGAGUUUAAAAAAGCUGAACCUGAAUAGCACGAAACUAUCCGUUCAGACGUUCGAAUCCCUGAAGAAGUGUUUGCCAGCUCUGCAAGAGUUCGACGUGAGAUAUACAGACGCUUGGUAGCCAGAGCUUUCUUCUUACAUCCAGUCGAACAAUUCCAACAACUCCAGUAUCAAAGAGAAAAGACAAAGUUAGACGAGAUUCAGACGAACGAAGAGAAAGGUUCGAAUGGUGAAAACAAUUUGAUGAGUCGUUGAAAAAUAUCGUGGCAUCUAGUGUAUUACGUGCUGUUUUAUCGACGAAACGAAGAGAGUUAUUUAGACGUAAAAGAUGGCUCCCGUAUAUGGGAGUAUACCGGGAGUCAUUUAGAGGUGUAGUUAAGAAUAUGGAUAGCUUGAGUUCCAAACGGGACAUUUUCCUCGUUUACGUGAGAACAAAAGAUAUUUUCAAUCGUUGUUAAGAUUGACUAAAAAAAAAAAAAAAAAAAAAAAAAAAAAUAUGCACAUGUCUAGGACUACAAUAAAAGCCUGAAAGAGUAAGAUGAUUUUACUCGAUGAAGAAUCGAAGCGAGAAAACUUUCAAGAAGUAUCGUUAACUGCCCAAGAAUUGACGUUUCGAUAUAAAGAAAAAAAGAGAGAAGAUAAAAAAGAAGGGAACGUUCGAGGACACUCAUCGAAGUUAGAAUAGAAAGAGAGUGGAAAUUCGUAGCGACUCUAUAAAUAGUUGAUUCAUGUAGGAAUAAGUAAGAGGACAUCGAGAGAUCGUUUCCGAUGGCACAGGGACUUGCUCUUCGGCGACAGGAAUCCGAAUUAUUAUUCGGUCAAUCGCAAGUCUCCAAGUGCGUUGCCUUUUUCCUGAAUCCUACGCGUUACGUUUUAUUCCGAUUUUAAGCUGUUAACGUUUUUAAUUUGAAGAUAUAAUAUAAUUUAUCGAUAUAGUAAUAACGAAUAGAGUGUAGAUCGUUUAAUUUAUUAUUUGUAUAUUUAUUGAAUUUUAGUUUGUAACAGGAUAUUAUUAAUUUCUUUUCGAUAUACUUGAUUCGCUUUAUUUCGUUCCUUGUAAAUAUUAUUUGAUAGACGCGUUAUUCUUGAAAGACGUUUCUUCGAAUGUGAUCUACAUAGUUAAGUAAACGUAGUUUUAUAAAGGGAACAGAAAUAUGCAUUUAAUUGAGAUUCGAUUUGAUUGCGCAGAUAUCAAAAGGACACCGGAUAGAGCUGACGAUGAGUGAAAAUAGAUUCCUGAUGAUAUAUUUUUAUUUCGGUUCGUUUUUAGUUAGACCAUUGAAUAAAACAGCCAAGAACUCGUUCACUGUGACUUGCUCUUUUAAUGUACAUUUUAAAACUCGUUGUUAAGAUAUCCAACUAACAAGAUACUAUCUUAAAUCUAAUGAUCUAAUCUAUAAAGUAAAAAUUUGAACUAUGUGUAUUCUAUUAACAAAAAUAUUAUAUAUCCUCGAUGAAGAUAUUGGGUGUUUGAGAAAGGAUAACAAAUAUUUUAGGCUAUUCGUAAAAAUAAAUAAAGAUUUUGAUACUAAAAAUUUAAUAAUUUCAGAGACAGUUUAUUUAUAUAAUGUAAUUAAAUUUUCAAAAUUAGUAAAUUUUAUUGAAUAAUGAUAUUUGUUUAUAUAUAAAGGGAAAAAGGGAUACACAAUUAUUUAUGAUUAAAGAUAUAUUGUAAACUUAAUUCUAUUUUUAAUUAUAAGUUUUCUUCUGCUUAUUUCGAUGAGUAUUAUGUAUGUAUUUUUAAAGUUCUUGACCCUUUCUUCGACACCCUCUAUAUUAACAGUUUCUAACCAAACAUAAUUUGGCAACGUUGACUUCGUCGAACGAAAGAUUUACGUGAAUUAGUCGUAUAUACCUUCUAUUGAAAAUCAAGGUGUUCAUUAGUCGGUUACUAUACACUUGUACGUACAAAUAAAAUCGGGGAAGAAAAUUUGUCAAAAGAGAAGUGAACGUUAUACAUGGAAAAGUCGAAAAACAAAGGGACACAUUUCAGAUAUUCAAUAUUUUAAGACUAUAAUAAGUGAAUAAAAUAUUUGUCAUUUUACCACGUAUUCGUUCGAAAUUUUUAUACGCUUGGUUCAUUCCUUGAUAAAAGAUAUCGUUAAGACAUUUGCUAUUUGUAAGAAUCCGAAUAUCAUAUUUAAUAUAAUAUUAGAACUAUCAGAGUAGUUAAAACGACCAAUUUCUAAUUUUUUAUAGAAAUUUUGUUUAAUUGGAAAAUUAUAAGUCCCUUUACUUUACGACUUUUAUUCGUGAAUCGAGAGAAAAAGUGUAUGUUGUCAUCGUGCAAAGUAAUAUCAUAUUUAUUUUAUUUAUAUUAUAGCUUGUACGCUAGGAGAUAAAUACGGGUAAACUUCUUACCGAACGAGAGUGUGUUCUCGAAGAAGAUUCUUUGCCGAGGAUUCUUGCUCUUUUUUCCUUUGAAUAGCGCUCAACUGCCUUAGUGAUCAAGCUCUGAGCGGCCACUGCCAUAACGUGUGCGAACCAGAACAGACUCAACUGUCCGUUGCACUCGUUAGAAUCGAGUUUUUCUUUUAAAUUUUAACUCUUCGGGUGUUUCGAAAAUAAUACUCGGCUGCAAAAAUAAUACUCGACUCCGAAAAUGUUGAUUGUUUGUCUGGAAUAUUCUUAGCACUGUUCGACAGUUUCAAAAUAUCCGGCUUUUGGGGUUCAUACUAUAAUCAGCUUCGAAUAUUUCAACUAUUCAACUGUCCUCUAUUUGAGACAUUCUACUGUCAAAAGUAAUAUUUUCUUUUUAUAAAAAGUUGAGAAUGUCGUAUCGUAUAAAAAUUCAGAAGUACAAAUAGCAUUUUUAUAUUACACAUAGUAGGAUGAUUUCAUUUCCAAGCGUUGUAUAUUUUGCAAUUAAAUCGUAGCUGGUUAAACUUGACGAAAACAGUCGUUCGUUAGUUUUAAGGAGAAUGAUACGAAACUAUAUGAACGUGAAUUUGAAUUUUUUUCUUGUUAAUCUUUUUACAAUUGUAGAAAAAAAUCAUAUUUAUGUAUUCGAUACCAGCGUUGUUAGAUAUUUUUUCUUAAUGAAUAACAAUUUGAAAGUACUGCCCUAUAAAAUAAAACUUAUCUAAAUGUUAAACAAAAUAAUUAAGAUAAUUGUCAUAUAUAUAUUAUUAUUAUUAUUACAUAUAUCUUUUCCAUUUUUGAAGGAAAAGUCUUCCGAAAUCACGUUUAUAUCAUUUUUCUCGUAUUUUCGUUUUCAUAGAAAGUAUACGCCCAAAAUCCGAGCAGCUGUUUUCGAAACACCCUGUACGCGAAUCGUGCAAAACGAACUUUACUCUAAGAUUCGGAGAAAUUUAUAUUAUUAACUUUGUCGAUUGUGUGUGACUGUCUUUUCGCCUAUGAUGAACUAAAAUACAUAUUCUACUCUUCUUCCUCCACCACUUCUCCCUCUUCUUCACUCAAAGAAUUUAUACACUUUUAAGAAAUCGAUCAGAGACACUUACAAUUAGUAAUGUUCUAUUUUCUUUGCGAAAACUCUAGGGAAAUGUACAAUUACGAAUGUUUAACCCAUUAACUGCCAAUUUCUUUUUUCUUCAAAUUAUCAUAUGUACAUACGUGCGUAUAAUUCUAUAGAUUCCAAUCUCGAUUCCAAUGAAUUUAAUCAAUACAUGUGUUUGAAAUAUUAAAUUCAAAUAUGUUCUUCGACAAAAAAAAGGUCCUCAUUUAGGUAUCAUCGAAACCGUGAAAUUUACAAAUUUCUGAUCCCUAAUUUUAUAGUCUCUAAAUGAGGAUUAUCGCAGAUAAUGGGUUAAUUAAUAGAGCAACAUUAUUAUUUUAUUUUCAUUAAUACCUCUGUAUAUAAUAUAUAUAUAUAUAGAAUAUUAAGAAAGAAAAGAUUUAAUUUAAGAUUUUAAAAGUUUAUAGGAUCUAUGAAGAGAACAAUAUAGAAAGUGCAUGAGUUGAUUAACACUAAAGAAAAUGGUAAAAGCGCUAUAAACUCUUAAAGUCGUGAAAUCUGACCUUUUGACGUAUGUGUAUGUGUACGCCCUAUUUUGUAAUAGUUGUAUAAUAUUUAUUCGGCCUCUCUCCGAUGGUUAGUGCAUUUAAAAUAUAACUUCCGAUUUAUUAAAGAACUUCCUCGGAGAAGGAAUUGCUGUAGCUUUGAAACAAAUGGUAUCUAUAUGUUCCUUAGUGUAAAUAUAAAGUUAAGUUUUAUUUUUAAUUACGAUCUCUAGACUUCGACUAUUUAUAUGUAACAACAGGAUUUUGCGUUUCCAUGCAGAAUGUUAACGUAACACAUUGACAUACAUAGGAAAAGUAAUAAGCAAAAUGGUUAUUUAAGCCGAACAGUUUCUAUUUUCAAGUAUUUAUGUUAUUUCAAGAAAAAUAUAUAUAUAUAUAUAUAUAUAUAUAUAUAUAUAUAUAUACUUUUGUACAAGUAUAUUUACAACUUUUGUAAAUGAAUAAAAAGCGAUAAGAAGUUAUCUCUCUCGUCCUUCGAUUUACGCGGUUAGACGCUAUAUUGGUAUUAUCUUUUUAUGGUAUUUAUUUAUGUUAAAAAAUUCUUGUUUGUGAUCGUACUUAACGCAUCAUCCUGACCAUUCUUUGGUUAAUUUUUAAUAAAAAAGAAAAGGUUGAUUACCUUGGACAUUCUGCGCAAAAUACCUGAAAUAAAUAUUUUUAUACAUAUACACCAGUUUCUUCUCUUACAUACUUUUAUUUUUUGCACUAAUAAAUUACAAAAAGUUUACAUUAACAAAUUUACGCUUCUCUCAGCCAUAAUAGAAUUAUUUGUUGAAUAAAUUUAUUGCGUAUAUCGAAGGAAGGAGUGUCUAAUAAAAUCUUAUUCGUGAUAGAAAAAAUAAUAAAUUAUUAUGUUUUUUAAUUUAUAAUGGGCCUAAGUAUCGUGUAUAUUUAUGUGUUAUUUAUUUCGAUAUUUAUCAUAUUUCUUUUUGGUACCUCGCAAUAUACAAUAUAUUAUUAAUAAACUACAUACGCACCUAUUCUUCAUUCAAGCAACGCGUAGAAAUAUUUCGAAAAUUAUUCUCUCUGUCACGUACAAAUGUUCUUCCUAAAUUUCGCAACGAUUAGUUCAUCUUGUAUUGUAGACAUUUUCUUAUACGAACGUGUAUAUAUAUAAAUUUUUUAAUACCUAUCGUAAAGAGCCUCGUUAUUCCGUGACAUUGUAAGUAGACAUUCUUUAGUAAAGAAAAAAAAGAACACACACACACAGACACAUACACAUACACACAAAUAUGAGAACGUUUUAAAUGCGUAUACUAUCAAAGCGACAAAUUUUUUCCAGGCACUUUGAUCGACUUUGUCAAUCACUUAAAAAAGAGGGAACGAUUUAGAUGUGCGCUUUUUGAACUGUAACGACCAAUGUAAAUCGACUGUAAAACGUGUAAUUUAGCUAUGGAAACUUUUGAAAUAUUAAAAUUACUAUUCGAAAGAAAGAGAAAAUCUGUAAAAAUUUAAAUUAGUCAUAUUGAAAUAAGGGCAUUUAAGAGAUCCAAUUAUCUAAUCUCUUAAGCAUUAGAGUUUAUAUUAUUAAUUUAUUUUAUCAGUUACUUUGCAUGUUAAACCACCUUUCGUAUAUCCUAUAUUCACAAUAAUCUAUAAUUCUUCGUAUCACUUGUUUCUUCGAGAUUAAAUGAAAUUGUUGAGAGCAGUCACGGCAUAAGUCAUUUCUAAAUACGAUUCAAUUUACAAUGAAAAUUAACUUACGCUGUUCCUGAUAUUUAAUUUUGAAUUCACGAUACCCGUAAAGAUUAUCAAGAGUAUAAAGCUUUAAUAUGUCCAUUUCUUAUAAAAGCAACUCCGUAUCUUUGCACACAUCGGUAUAGUAAAACAUAAUAUAAUAAAUUAAUAUAUUUGAUUCAAAUCGUUCGGAAAGCGCACAAUCAUAUUUUAAUCUUUCCUUGUUAAUUAGAGAAUUAAGCGUUCGUUGCACACAUUCCGUAAAAAUAUAAUCUAUUUUUAAGAUUUCCCUCGUCCUUAGCUGAUGGAAGAAGGUUCAUUGAAGGUAUUUGUCAUGCUGUAUCUUUAAUUACGUAUAUUCUUAAAUGUUACAAAACUUCGAAUUUCAUAAAAAAAAAAGAAAUAAAAGAGAGAAAAAG
Molecule: messenger RNA, 10207 nt
Organism: Bombus pascuorum
Lineage: Eukaryota; Metazoa; Arthropoda; Insecta; Hymenoptera; Apidae
Product: C-Maf-inducing protein-like
Exons: 10
Coding region: 1168-4251 (1027 amino acids)
Source: RefSeq, a predicted model, not a curated record